Bradysia coprophila is the source of this 1882-nucleotide messenger RNA. Its product is annotated as baeyer-Villiger monooxygenase-like. Gene Ontology annotation, molecular function: NADP binding; flavin adenine dinucleotide binding; N,N-dimethylaniline monooxygenase activity. Lineage: Eukaryota; Metazoa; Arthropoda; Insecta; Diptera; Sciaridae. The record is from RefSeq and is a predicted model, not a curated record.
UUGUUUAUUUUAUAGAAACAGAGGACUAAAAUGCUCUUAAAGGACGGAAAAAAUAUUUUCCUCCGCACCAUUAUCGGUUACAACAAUAAUCUAUAUUGUCGAAACAGAAUUUAAUUGCGAUUAUUCAUUCUAGGCCUUUAAACAUCAGAACCGAAUAGUCAAAAUGUCCCUGUGUUUUGCACUUUAAGGCAAAAGCCUUUACAAUGGUAAAUGAGUAUCAAUUUUUGAGAUUAAUUCAUUGAACUUCAAACUGAAUUUGGGAAUACUACAUUCAGUAGUCGAGUGAACGUUUAGUAAAAAUACAUCUUUGUUAUCACACGUAAAUUUAGAGAGAUGCCGAAGCCAGUGACUUACUCAGACGGAAACACGCCAAGGAUAUGUAUAAUUGGUGCAGGAUUUUCUGGUUUAUGUGCUGCGAUCAAGUUGAAAACGGAACUCGGGUUGAAAACGUUCGUUAUUUACGAAGGAAAUGAUGACGUCGGAGGCACCUGGUAUUCAAAUACGUAUCCAGGCUGUGCUUGUGAUGUACCCAGUCAUCUUUACAGUUUUUCUUUCGAACUAAAUCCAGAUUGGUCGAAAAAUUUCUCACCUCAACCGGAGAUUUUAGAUUAUUUAAGGAAAGUCGCACGAAAAUACGAACUUUAUUCAAAGAUUAAAUUUCAAACCCACGUUAAAUCAACAACCUGGGAUGAGUCCAUUAGGAAGUGGAAAGUGGUGCUACAAAAUAAACUCACAAAUCAGGAGGAAGAGCAAAUAUUCGAUAUCGUUGUGAGUGGACCUGGAGCACUGCGUCUGCCAAAUAUACCCAAUCAAUUUAAAUCAUUCCAAGGACCUUGGUGCCAUUCUGCCGAAUGGGAUAGUUCGAUUGAUCUGAAUAAUAAAGUAGUUGGAAUUGUCGGAAGUGGAACUAGUGCGGUGCAAAUCAUACCAAGUAUUGCUCCGAAAGUGAAAGAACUCCACGUUUUUCAAAGGAGAUCAGCAUGGGUUCUUCCGCGGCAACAAUUCGAAUUUCCCAAGUUUGUUAAAACGUUGUUUUCGUUCAUCCCAUUUUUCAUGACGCUGUACCGAACCUUCCUUUAUUUGUCAUUGGAAUUCCGAUACUAUGCAUUCAGAGCUAAUUCAUAUUUCGGGAAGGCUGCAUCGAAAGCUUCAAUUAAAUUUCUGAAGGCUCAGAUUCCAGACGAUUCCAAUUUACGGCAAACUCUUACUCCGAAAUUUAAAUUUGGUUGUAAACGCAUGUUGCUGACGAAUGAUUACUAUCCUGCCUUGAAUAUGCCUAAAACCACAAUUCAUACAUCCACUAUAACAGAAGUGGGUGACAAUUCAUUUACAAUGGAAAAUGGAGUCACUCAGAAACUGGAUGUACUUAUUUUGGCGACGGGCUUCCUAGUGCAGGACUUCUUUGCUCCACUGCAAAUUAUAGGAAAAGAUUCGGCGAAUAUUUUGCAGAAAUGGAAACAAAGCCAACCAAGAUUAUAUUACGGAAUUGUGAGCAGCGAAACGCCGAAUCACUUUACGCUUCUUGGUCCUAACACAGCUUUGGGUCACAACACUGUUGUAUUCAUGAUUGAAUGUCAAGUGGAUUUUAUGAUAAACCUGCUUAGGGAGAUGAUUAACAGAGAUUCGAAAUUUGUAGCUGUAAAGGAACAUGUGGAAGAGGAAUACAUGGAAAGUAUGAAAACCAAAAUGACAGAGACAGUUUGGGGAACCGAAAAAUGUGGCUCAUGGUAUGCAAACAAUGCCGGUAUAAUAACAGCAUUAUGGCCGAAGAACUGCACGUCUUAUUGGAGAGAAACAAAAGCUCUUGACUUUGCAAAAUUCAAAUUCGAAUAAUAUUCAGGUCAGACGUUGUGUUAGACCUAGAAACACUUUAAUUAAAAUA